AUGAAAGGGCAUCCUCGCCCAUCAUACCCUGCCAACCCCACUUUCGUCCCACCACUGCCUCAAGAACCCCCUGUCAUCGAUCUAUCCCCACAACAUACUCCAAGCUUCAACCCUUACCACCACUAUACGGGCUCCUCCUCCCAAACUGCCCGAGCUCCACUAACCAAACCAACCACAUGUCCCCCUCCACCAGCUACCCCUAUUUUCGUGGAGCCUCCACCAUCCACCCUCCACCGGUCUUCAGAGAACCGGCACUCCAAGCCCAAGACAACCAGUAUUACGCCCCGGAGCCCACCUUCAAAAUCCCAGAUCAUUACUCAUAUACCCCCCCGUUUCAAUCUUCCUAUCGAGACCGAGAAAUUACCCAAAAACCCAGAACAGGAGGAGAUGUUCAGGAAGUUAUACACUCAACCUCCUUCUUGCCCACAAUGGCGUGCCCCCACCCCACAGAACACCUACCCAGCUCCACAAAAUGCUUACCCACCUCCACGAACCUACCAAAACCCUGCCGGUCCAGGUUUCCGGCCCAAGCCAGUAUUCAGGAACGAGAGGUUGCAGCGGAAGAAAACUUUCACCCAGUUGGGGGAAUCUUACCAGCUUAUUCUAGAGAUUGAGGCAGUUGGAUGUGCUGAGGCCAAUUGA
Messenger RNA from Nicotiana attenuata, 642 nucleotides. RefSeq names its product extensin-like. The transcript is spliced from 2 exons. The coding region runs from base 1 to 642 and encodes 213 amino acids. The record is from RefSeq and is a predicted model, not a curated record. NCBI's taxonomy places the organism in Eukaryota, Viridiplantae, Streptophyta, Magnoliopsida, Solanales, Solanaceae.